Molecule: messenger RNA, 1143 nt
Organism: Parastagonospora nodorum SN15
Lineage: Eukaryota; Fungi; Ascomycota; Dothideomycetes; Pleosporales; Phaeosphaeriaceae
Exons: 3
Coding region: 1-1143 (380 amino acids)
Source: RefSeq, a predicted model, not a curated record
AUGGGUGUACCGGACAACGGACCGCUUAUAGUUGGUGUCACUUGGUUCGUGACAAUGUUCUGCGGUGCUUUCCUAGGGCUCAGGUUAUACGCAAAGCUGAGUCGGAGGCAAGGGCUGUGGUGGGACGAUCACAUCCUCAUCUUGUCAUGGGUCAUUCUGUUUGCUGAAGCUGUCGUGACCCAGGUUGGGCAGCUGAUGGGGUUUGGCAAAUUCACAAAGGAUAUACCACAGGAAAACCUAGCAACGAUCGCCCUUGGAAGCUCAGUCGUUGCCUCGAUCUCCUGCUUCGCGUCGACCCUUUCUAAAAUCUCGUUUGGCAUCACCCUCCUUCGCCUCACGUCUGGGAAAAUUCGGUGGUCCGUUUGGUUCUGCAUCGUCACUCUCUUCAUCAUUAUGAUUCCGUCUGCAUUACUCAACUGGAUUCAAUGCAGCCCUUCUGCGAAGGCAUGGGACGCUUCAGUGAAAGGAGUCUGCUGGCCCGCAUAUAUUACCAUCAACUAUGGCAUCUUCAACGCUGCUUGGUGUACAUUGGCCGAUUUUUACCUGGCCCUUCUACCGUGGAAACUGAUUUGGGGUCUACAAUUGAAGACGCGGGAAAAGCUUGGUGUGGGAAUUGCCAUGAGCAUGGGAGUCCUUGCUGGUGCCUGUGCUAUUAUCAAAGGUGUCUAUCUACUACAACUGCGCCAGCAAGACUUCUACUACCACGGCAAAGACGUCACAAUCUGGACCGUAGUUGAGACCGCAACCGCAAUCAUUGCCGCCUCCAUUCCCGUCCUCCGCGUCUUCUUCAAGGAAGCAGUGUCGUCCUACAACCAGUCUCACAGCAAAUCCAAUGGCGGCCGCUCAAACGCCAGGACGGUUCCCUUGUCGAACCUUAGUCGCAGUCACACUGCUACGAUACAGAGCAUGGGCAAAGGCAGAGAAGGCGGCUGGACCACCUUGGAGCCAGUAGAAGACAGCAUCGAGGAUACGUCAAGCCAAAGAAGCAUCUUGAGGGACGAGGAGCACGGAUUGGAGAAGAGCGUACCGCGUAUAGUUAUCGAACACAGUGGCAUCAUGCAGACAAAUACGGUAUCAGUAACGUCUGACGUGGAGAAUCGGUCGACACACGAUGGCCGACCUUGGGUAGGAGCAUCUGAUUAG